Messenger RNA from Culicoides brevitarsis, 900 nucleotides. Its product is annotated as AAC-rich mRNA clone AAC11 protein-like. The record is from RefSeq and is a predicted model, not a curated record. The transcript has a single exon. NCBI's taxonomy places the organism in Eukaryota, Metazoa, Arthropoda, Insecta, Diptera, Ceratopogonidae. Bases 382 to 900 code for a protein of 172 amino acids.
GUGAAUUUUUAUCAUAAUAACACACACCAACCAAAAAAAAAAAAAGUAAAAAGUGCAAAAGCAGACAACCCAUCAGACAUAACGAGUUUUCUCGCAUAUAUGAAGGCACAAACACAGACAGCGACGAAUUUUUGGUCAUACAGGCGCUACAACCAAAAAUUCGUUGUCUGUACGUGAAACGUGAUCGUUUUUUGUCGUAGGCUAGCUGCUGUAUGCAUUUGUACGUGAAAUAAAGCAAAGUAACAAAAAAAAAACAAGAAAGAAAGCAAAAGUGAAUAAAACAACAAUAAGAAAGUGAGAGUGUUGAAUUCAAAACGAAAAAAAAAAUAAAAUAAAUUUUGGGGAUUUUAAUUAAAAAAAAAAUAAAAAACUAAAAAAACGAUGGAGUACCAACCAUUGCCACCUGUUUCAACGAUGCAACAACUCACGAAUGGGGGAGGCGGCGGCGGAAAUAAUCAUCAAAAUGGCGUCAUGAACGGGAACGGAUUGCAGUUGAACACGAUGCAACCGCCAUUGUUGCCGCUUAGCAUGCCCCUCCAAGUGGUCCAUAAUUUGCAACAGCUGAACAAUAAUAAUAACAACAUCAAUACGCCAAACAAUAACACAAUACUCAACAAUACAAACAACACACAGAACACAAAUUCACAGAAUCUGCCUCCGCCGCAGCAGCAACUUCUGCAGGCGAUCCAUCAGCAGGGUGGCAAUGGUCCCAACAGCAAUCCCCCAAAUAAUACGCCAAAUGGCGGCGCCACUGACGAUCAGGGAAAUCGUUGGACGCAGUAUCAAGUGCAGCAGUUAUGGCGACAACAUCAUGCUUAUUUGAAUGGUAAAGUAGAAGUUGGGAUUUUUUUCAGAAAAAAUGCCGAAAGAUGGCGUUGGAAGAAGGAAAAUUUGCAUUGA